Molecule: messenger RNA, 988 nt
Organism: Strigops habroptila (Kakapo)
Lineage: Eukaryota; Metazoa; Chordata; Aves; Psittaciformes; Psittacidae
Product: G-protein coupled receptor 35-like
Exons: 1
Coding region: 44-988 (314 amino acids)
Biological process (GO): positive regulation of Rho protein signal transduction; phospholipase C-activating G protein-coupled receptor signaling pathway; chemokine-mediated signaling pathway
Cellular component (GO): membrane
Molecular function (GO): chemokine receptor activity
Source: RefSeq, a predicted model, not a curated record
UCGGUCUCAUGCCUGCCCCCUUUUCUUGCAGAGACAAUCCAACAUGGAGAACUGCACCGAAGACGGCAGCACACAGAAUGGCAUCAUGCUGUUUCAGCUUGUAGUCUACAUCCCAGUGUUCUCUUUGGGGAUCCCACUGAACGUGAUUGCCUUCUGGGUUUUCUGCUGCAAACUCAAGAGGUGGACUGAGACCAGGGUGUAUAUGAUCAACCUCAUAGUUGCAGACAGUUUCCUGCUCUUUGCCCUGCCUUUUUUGAUGUAUUUUACCAAGUACAAGCAUCCCAUCGACAACCUGCGUUUCAUCAUAGAGAAGAUCUACUUUACAAACAUGCCUAUGAGCAUCCUGAUCAUCACCCUGAUUGCAAUUGAUCGAUACAUUGCAAUCAAGUUCCCUCUAAAAGCAAAGAUUCUUCGAUCCCCACUGAAAUCAGCUUCUAUCUGUGGGGUUCUUUGGAUGAUGCUAAUGAUUUAUUCCUACUUUCAUCCACUAUUUAAUGACAAAAAGGAAAAAUUCUGCCUUCGGAAACAAUCUAUUCAACCUAGUUAUGCAUUGUUAGUGUCCACUAUCUUUGGCUAUUUUAUUCCCUUAGUGAUUGUGAUUUUUUGCUCAGUACAAGUUAUCAAAUGUCUCAAAAAGAAGAUGGUCACAAGCCUUCAUGAGACAAAACUAAUCCAGAAAGCAAUCCGCAUUAUUUCUGUGAAUCUGUGCGUGUUCACUGUAUGUUUUUCACCCUUCUACAUCGCCCUGCUCUCACGGUUUGCAGUAGAUGUUGCUGGAGCUUGUUCUCUGCUCUCGGAAGCUACAGCCUGUAUUCAGAUCUGUGCAUGCUUAGCAAGUUCUAACUGCUGUUUGGAUGCAUUUUGCUAUUACUUUGCAGCUAAGGAAUUUCAAGAAUUUCCAUCUCUGUUCCCCACUUGUAUAUCGAGGAGGUCCAAGAUGAACAAAAGCCAAGAAUCUCAGCCACCCACAGAUCAAGUCAUGACAUAA